Microthlaspi erraticum is the source of this 1359-nucleotide messenger RNA. The record is from the annotation of a GenBank genome assembly. NCBI's taxonomy places the organism in Eukaryota, Viridiplantae, Streptophyta, Magnoliopsida, Brassicales, Brassicaceae.
AUGGGAAGCCAAGGAACGAUGAGUUCAUCAAGUCCCUUGGUGGUGAAAAGAUCACCAGUGGUCAUAGUGAAGCCAUCAAAGGAAACACCUGAAGUCUCUCUUUCUCUCUCAACUCUCGACAACGAUCCUUACCUCGAAACCCUCGCCAAAACCAUCUAUGUCUACGCCGCACCCUCCACAGACGACGUUCACGACGACCCUGCUUCUCGUCUUCAAGAUGCUCUCUCUCAUGCUCUUGUCUAUUACUACCCUCUCGCCGGAAAACUUCACCGGAGAUCCGACGACCAUAGACUAGAGCUGAAGUGCACUCACGCAGACGGAGGAGUCCCCUUUGUAAAGUCAACCGCAGAGUGCACUCUCUCUUCCCUCAACUAUUUGGACGACAUGGAUGCAGACUUAUACCAACUCGUGCCUUGUGACGAAGCUGUUCCCUCUGGUGGCUACAACGCUCUUGCUUUGCAGAUCACUCUGUUUGCGUGUGGAGGGAUCACUAUUGGAACGGCUCUCUCUCAUUCCCUCUGUGAUGGUUUUGGGGCGUCUCAGUUUUACAAAACCUUAACUGAGUUCUUCGCCGGAAAGACACAGCCUAGCGUCCUCCCCGUUUGGGAUCGACACUGCCUCACCUCUAACAACUUCAACUUUAAUGGACAAGUGGAGGAGGAAGGAGCUCCCAAGCUGGUUGAUUUCAAGGAGGCUUGUUCUUCUGCGGCAACUUCUCCUUACACACCAACCAACAACAUGGUCUGCGAGAUCAUCAACUUCACAUCUCAAGACAUAACUCAGCUCAAGGACAAGGUUGCUGAGGAAGUCACAACUCUGGAGGUUCUUGCGGGACACGUAUGGAGAGCAAGGUGCAAGGCCUUGAAGCUGAGUCCAGACGGAACUACGCUAUUUGGAAUGGCGGUAGGUAUACGCCGCAUAGUGGAGCCACCGUUGCGUAAAGGCUACUACGGAAACGCAUUCGUCAAAGCCAACGUAGCGAUGAAGGCUGGAGAGUUGAGCAACUCAACGUUGUCUCAUGUGGUGAAGCUCAUCAAAGAGGCUAAGAGAGCGGCGAUGGAGAAGAGGUACCUGAGUGAGCAGCUAAAAGAGACAGAGAAAAGUCUGAAGAUGAAGGUAACGUGUGGAGGAGGGAACGGAGCGUUUAUGCUGCUCACUGAUUGGAGGCAACUUGGAUUGCUAGACGAAGUUGAUUUUGGGUAUGGAGGAACGGUGAAUAUAAUACCGAUUGUGCCUAAAUAUCUGCCGGAUAUUUGUAUUUUCUUGCCAAGGAAGCACGGUGGCGUUAGGGUGCUUGUCACGCUUCCCAAACCUGCAAUGGACAACUUCAAGGAACACAUGAAUCCCCUAAGCAUUUAA